This is a messenger RNA of Seminavis robusta, 2651 nucleotides long. The record is from the annotation of a GenBank genome assembly. NCBI's taxonomy places the organism in Eukaryota, Bacillariophyta, Bacillariophyceae, Naviculales, Naviculaceae.
CCGGAGGGUUUCUGUUUCGCACCUUGACCACCAAGAAUUCUCCUUGCGGGGAACCUUGCUCAGUAGACUCCAGUACUGACUUUACGCUGUCACGAAGGCCUCAGCAUUAACAAACAACUGGUUUUGGACACGCCACUUCACCGUUCAGCGCAAACAAGCGUCUGAGAGCCCACCUCGAACGCCAACAGCCACCGAAACAGAAGUUAAAAGUGGCGACGGGAAGUUCGUAUUGCUCUGGGGAUGGUGAAUUAAGACUUGUUACAUUAUCGUGGCAUAUCAAUAGCUGUAUCGAAGGUAAAGGGCAAAGUGCUUCUCUCCGCAAAGUAAAGUAAAGGACAACAACAUUAACACGAAGGUAAACUGCCUUCGCUUCGUCCUCCUCAAGACCUCCCAACUGCCUCUACCCUUCUUCCACAAUGGACUCUCCUCAGUUCCUGGCGAGCAUAUCAGCGGCUGGCAAUGGUGCCAAGAGCAAGAAUGGCAACGACCCUCCUCUCCGUCAAGGGAAAUGGACGCGAGAGGAGGAAGAGUAUGUUGCUUGUCUCAUCGAUGAAUUCAAGACGGGCAUGAUGCCGCUUGCGGAGGGCACUUCGCUGCGUACCUUUCUCUCCAAGAUGCUGAAUUGUCAUCCUAUGCGAAUCUCCAAGAAGUUUGUUGGCUCCAACUACAAUGGCAAACAGGUCUACGCCCGUCGAACGGGCAGCGAUCGGUUGAGCAACGAACAAGUUCGAGAACGACGAGCCAAGCUCUGUGACCUGGAACGCAAGUUUUUGGCCAAGAUUCAAGGCAAAACGGGAGCAUCGGCCACACCCGCGGCACAGCAGCAGAUGCAGCAGCAAAUGCAAGCGAUGCAACAGCAACGGCAGCAGACUUCUGCUAAUCCUCAUCUUUCGUUGACCUCGUUGGGUGGAGGCGGUGGGAUGGGAUCCGCAGGUGGCAUCAACCGUGUCAGUGCCAGUGGCUUGGAGCUGCGAAACCUGCUCAAUCAAGCCUCGAAUCCUUCUGGUGCCGGCCUUGCGGAUCUGCCUCGCAAUGUCAGCUUGUUGGGCGCUGGACACCCGAGCAGCGGCAGUCUCGCGUCAAGUCACAGCCUGUCCGGUCUGUUUGCCGAUCUCAGCAACAGCGCUGGCAACAUGGCUGGCAUGGGAGCGGCUGGCUUGAACACUUCCAAUUCUCUCGAGGCCUUUCAAAUGUUCAUGCAACAGCAGCAGUCCACGAAUAAUCCUCUUCUUUCAGGCACCACUCAGCACACGCACAAAUCCAACUCAAGGGCCGCGGCUGCUGGGAGGGCUCUGCUCCAAAGUGGCGGUGGUCUCGGAUUGGGUGGAGGCGACGGAGGCGGCAACGAUAACGAUGAUGAUCAAAAGGCGGCAGCUGCAAAGCCAGCUGCUUCGCCCGGUGGUAUCAACGGCAAGCCACUGGCAGACUUUUCCAGUGCCGAGCUUGCCGCGGAAUUGAGGAAGCGGUCUUCCCUCAAGGAUCUUGUGGCCAGUCUCGGUGGCGGCGGCGGAAACAUCAGUCAAUCUUCCCUGGCCAAUUUUCAAGACUCUAUUCAGCAAGCUGCCGGGGCAUCGCAGAAUGCCAGUGCCUUUUCCACCCUCAUUCGCAACUCUUCACUGGGGUCUGGCAUUGACAUGUCCAACCUCAUUGAACGACAAGGCAGCAUUGAUUCGCUUUCGAACUUGGCUAUUCGGUCCCGUCUUCAGUCGAUUCAAAGCAUGGGGUCCUUGCUGGACCCUUUGUUGGGAGAUGGCAAGAAAGCGGCUACUGGAUCCGGCGGCGAAAACAACAACAGCAAUUGGACUCCUAGUCAAGCAGCUGGCUUGGGACAUUCGUCUGCAGCGUCGUCCUCGAUCAUGUCGUCGCUGAACAUGAACGAGCUGGACUUGCUGGCUGGCAAGCUGGGAGGUGGUGCAGGAUCUUCCGCAACCGCCAGCAAUCUCAUGCAAUCCUUGGGAUCAGCAGAGCAAAUCCGAACGGCGUUCAGCAACAGUGGUCUCAACCUCGCGUCCUUGCUGAACAAUGACGACGCCUUGCGACGAUUGGAAGCUUCCGCGCCGUCCUCGUUGAAUCAAAACUUUAGCUUUUCUGCAGCAGCAGCGGGGGCUUCGAAGCGAGACAGCCUCAGCUCCAGAUCGGAACGAGACCGUGGUCGUUCGGACCCACCAGCGGCGGGAGGAUCGGACGAGAACACUGCAAUUGCGCAGUUCCUUCUGCAGAAGAAGCUGCUGGAGCAACAACAGCAGCAGGGUGGGAGCCGUGGCAAUCUGUUGGGCGGGAACGGUGGUGGCGGCAACAGCGAACAAGAACAUUUCAUGCGAAGUGUGGCAGCUGCAUCCGGAGGUGCUGGCAGCAGCCGUGCUGGUAUGGAUCCCAUCAUGUCAUCUCUCCUGUCAUCCAUGCAGUCCGGAAACGGUAAAAGCCGACAAGGAGGUACUGACCCGGAUGGCAAAUCUCAGGAAGCGGACAAUGAGAGUGGCACGAUGGAAGCUCUCAAGCGGAAAUACCUUUCUGGUGGUGCGGGACAAGGAGAUCUCAUGGCCGCGAUGGAGCAACAUCGAAGGAAUAAACCGUUCCGAUGAACACAUUGCUUGACUAACGCAUAGUUAGCGUGCUUUGUGCAAAACUAUAAUAAUGUUUCAUCUUUAUAU